This is a messenger RNA of Humulus lupulus (European hop), 2856 nucleotides long. RefSeq lists its product as uncharacterized. The record is from RefSeq and is a predicted model, not a curated record. Bases 1843 to 2301 code for a protein of 152 amino acids. Lineage: Eukaryota; Viridiplantae; Streptophyta; Magnoliopsida; Rosales; Cannabaceae. The transcript is spliced from 6 exons.
UAACAAAGUAGAUGACACGUUAGCUCAAUUGGCUGAAGGCCCAAGUUGUAGUGUCAUUUCCUAUAAAGGUUACAUGAUUAAUGGAAUUCGGUUUCAUAAAAAGAGGUGCUAAAAAAACUACUCAAAACAGUGGUGUAUACUUGGAAUCACAUGGAAAUGGGCAGUUGAAUGAUACAUAAGAGUAUUUUGGAGUUAUCAAGGAUAUAAUAAUGCUUGAUUAUCGUACUUUUAAGGUGCCUUUUUUUUUGGUGCGAUUGGGCAAAUAUUCGAAAUGGUGUUAAGAAGUUGGAUUUCUAUACACUUGUAAAUUUUAAUAUAGGGAAAAAUCAGUCUAUUAGGGAUCCAUAUGUAUUAGCAUCUCAAGUUAAAAAGACAUUUUAUGAAAGAGAGAAUGAGUCAUCUAAUUGGUAUAUAACUUUAAAGGAUUCAAAUAGAGGGUGUUUGGGGCUAGAAUGAAACAAUAUGUAUGAUUUCAUUCAAAUUUAUGCUACUCUUAUGACUCUUUAAAUGUAAUUCUUUUUCAUACUUUCAAUGAAACAAAGCUGAUUUUAUUUACUCUUUGGUUGAUAUUGUGUUUCUAAUUUUAUAUAUUAAUUAUUUAUCUUAUUUAGGAAGAUAAGGAUAUGAUGCAUUUAUGAUUUCAGUUUUUAUGUUAUUUUGUUUUUUAUUGCAGUAAUUUCAAUAAAAAAUGAGUACAUUACGAAAAUCUCCGAGAAAGUAAAAAAAAAACACCUACACCCAGGUGCAUUAUGCAAUAUUAUUGCCCAAAAAAGAAAAAAAAACAUUAAAAAGUCAAGCUGACUGGGAUGAUAUGUUGGACGAAAGCCCUAUUCUAAAGAAAAAGAGUGCCCUACGUACGUUUUCAACACAUGCUAGAGUUGUAAUAGACUCACCACCUGCUCUUAGUACAAGAGCAGCUACUCGUCGUAUGGUUUACAAUGGGAAGCCAUCUCCAAAUGAUAAUAUGGCAAACAUGGAGAUGUCACUUGGAAGUUCAAGGAUCAGAAGAUCCCUUAAUGAUGAAGUAGAAAGGUUAUUAGAAGCAGGAAGAAUUUCUAAAGAGGUUGAAAAUGAGGAACUACAAGAAGUGGCUGAGGCUGAACAUGAAAAAAUGGCCGAGGUAGAAUUUGAAGAAGUUGUUGAGGUGGAACUUGAAGAACCAGAAAUAAUGGCUGAAAAAAAUGAAAAUAUAAGUAUUUCCCUAGCUAUAAGGCAACAAAUGCAGCAAGCUCUUAGAAAAUCUGAUCGAUUACAAAAAACAAGUGAAACAAUUCAAAAUGAGUUCCAAGAAGCACCUUAAGAUAGAAAUGCAAAUGAAAUGAAUGCACUCAAAAAGACUAGGGGCAGGACUACAUUGGCAAAUCUUACUAAGAGAAACAAUGACUCGAUGAAAAUAAAUUGGAAUGAAAAAGGCCAACCAGUUGGUACUAACUCAAUACAAUUUUCUUCUUUUGUGGGUGCUCUUGUGAGGGAGAUAGUUCCUUAUACUAUUUCAGAUUGGAGGAAAAUUUCUCCAAUCAUGAGAGACGUUCUUUGGGCAUCUAUUCAGGCAAAAUAUGAUUUACAUGAAGAUUGGCAAAAGAAGAUGUGCUUUGAAAUGAUGCCAGACCUAUGGAGAUCUACAAAAUCUAGACUAGUCAAGGAUAUUAUUGAUGCUAAAACCAAGAAUGAAUGACUAGCAUUAAAGCCAGAUUGCAUAAAAGGUGAUGUUGAAUGGAGGGCGUUUGUUAAACAAAAAACUAGUAAAGAACAUAUGGCUAUAAGGGCCAAAUUUCAAGAGAGGAGAAAGAAAAGUGUUCCACACACCUUAAGUCGAAGAGGAUAGCUCGAACAAUCAAUGAUAUGACAAAACAAACUGAAUGGGGCAAAGUAACUAGGAUCGAUGCUUUUCGAAGAGCCCAUACCAAGAAGAAUGGUGAACCAAUCAACCAAACAAUAUCUGAAGUUUUUGGCGGUAAAGCAACAACAAGUGAGGGGCAGUCCCACAAUAUUCCACAAUCCAACAAUAUUCCUUCUCCUAAGAGUGUUGGAAUUAAAAAUGGCCAUAACUUUACAAAAGCAAGGAAUUCUUGCUACUUGCUCGAUUGGUCAGAUGCAAUUAUUGCUGAAGGCCAUUGGGAUUCUAGUGAUCCAGACUUAGAGGUGCACAGAAUUCCUCUUGGACCAGAUUUUAUGCGUGUAUGGGUUGAUGUUGCUGUUGUGCCUAGUGCUUAUUUAUUUUGUCCUAACUAUGCGAUGCUUACUAUACGAGAAGCUGUUGGUUCAACAGUUGCAUGGCCUUCUCAAAAGGUUAUUCCAUGAGGUAUUUAUUUGGUUAUUUGAUUAUAUAAAUGCUUGUUCAACAUUAACCGAUAUGCAAUCCAAGAUUAUGAUAGUAUUAUUUGAUUGAUUUGAUAGGGAAGAUGAGAAAGACAAAAUGAUAACGGGGCCAAUUUGAAUUAAUAUUAUGCACCAUUUAAUUAAAGUUCUAAGGUUACUUGAGUAUAGAUAGUUGUAGUAAUGUGUGUAAUAUAAUAACUUGUUUAUUAUUCAAACUCAAUUAUUGUAAAUUUGGUUGUGUGUCAUGAUAUUAUUGACUAUUUUAGAUGAAUGAUAUGAUAUUUCAUGACCUCAUUAGUUUUUCUUUUAUGUUUUAUUUACCAGAUUCAACAAGUGAAGUGCAAAAGAAAAUUUGAUUUGGAAGGCUUUGGUGUGCUGACAUUUGGAAGAUCAUGAAUUCCUACAUUUACUUUUGAAUAUGCAACUGUUUAAGGCUAUUUUGUUGACUAUUGUGAUAAUAUUUUGUUUAUGUUAAUUAGGCAGUGUUGAAUAUCUUAAGACUUUUAGAUUGUUUUUAAGAUAAUCUUGAAUGUAUUU